Paramecium sonneborni is the source of this 1561-nucleotide messenger RNA. Lineage: Eukaryota; Ciliophora; Oligohymenophorea; Peniculida; Parameciidae. The record is from the annotation of a GenBank genome assembly.
AUGAUGAAUUAUCUCUAAGAUAUUAGUGUAGCUAAUGAACCUAUGUAUAAAGUAUCAUCUAAUUCAGUAAAUUUGAAUUUUGGAUUCUUAACAUCUAAAUUAGCUACUGAUGCUAUUGGUUCUUCAAUCAAAGAUAAUAGUAGAAAUAGAUUAUUGGAGGAAGAGUUAGAGAAUACUAAUUAAAAUUAUAGCAAUUCAACAAAUUUUUUCAAAUUCUCAUAAACUCGUUUUAUUGAUAAUCCAUUUUACAGUUAAGCUGGAUUUCCUAAAAAUAGUAGUGGUUAUUCGGCUGUUGAUCCUAAAUUAUAUGUUAAGAAUACAAGUAUUGAAACUAAAAAUAUAACAUCUAGUAUGAAGAUGAAAUUUCAAACAACAAAAUAAUUGGCUCCAAAUACUUCAACAAAAUGUAUAGCAUAAAUAAAUUCGGGUAAUUGGAAUGCUAAUGUUUGUAAAACAAAAAAAGCCGAUGGAGAAACAAUUUGUGAAUGUGAAUCAUUAAAUCCUACAUCAAUAAUGGAAUCAUUAGAUUAUUUACUUGAUAAAGCUUCUCAAGUAUACUCAUUAGAUACACUACUUGCAUUUGCAUCUUUUCCAUUUUAUAAAACUAUAGCAUUCUACUUUUAUUUAUUUAUGACUGGAGGAUAUGCUUAUUUUGUUUAUUGGGGUAUGAAAGUAGAUCAUGUUUUUUACACUAGACUAGCAGCAGAAAAAGAAGCUAAAGAGGCUUUAGAAAAGUAGCUUAAGGAGGAAGAAGAAAAAUUGAAAGAAAAAGAACAAGAAUAAAUAUUAAAAUAAGAAGAUAUUAACAAUAAAGAAAAUCAAGAUGGAAUACAAGUUGAAUAAUUCGAUACUUAAAAUGAUGAAAAUUAAAGUAAAGCUAUUUUGGGACAAUAAGAUUUCAAUGAUGUUUAAAUUAAUUAAGAAAUUGGAGGUACAAUCUUUAACAAAGAUAAAGAACCAAAAUUAACAUAGAUAGAGGAUAAUAUAGUAAGAGAGUAGGUACCAACUUUAGUGGAUUUAAAUGAGCAAUUUUAACUUAUAUAACCUUAGAUAAAUUUUAUGUAAGAAGACGCAUAAAUGGUUAAUGAUAAUCCUCAUCUUACUGUUGAUGGAUAAAAUGAUACAUUCAAAUCACAAAUUUCUCCUGAAAAUAAGAUUGAUAAUUAUCCCUCUGCUUAACCUCUUUAAUAAGAUGAGGUUGAUCAAUAAAAUGCAACAGAAUAAAACCCAUAACAAAAAAAAGAAGCAGAAGAUAUGGUUUAAUAAUCAAUUUCUAAGAUUAAGGCAUAUAUCGAAUAUCUUAAAUAUUUCCAUUAAAUUUUAUCUAUUGUAUAUUAAGAUGAUGAAGAUAAACCAAGAGGACUUAGAGCAUCAAUUGUUUAUACUGGUAUUAUGGGUAGUUUAGCUGUACUUUUUGUAUUUGGAUAACCUAAUAAUAUAAGUCUUACUCUAACACUUGCUUUAUUUACUGCUCCUGUAAAUAAAAUAUAUUAAAUUGCAUUAGAAAAGAUGUUAGUACACAAAAAGAAAUUUGUAAGAAUUGGAGGUGCUAUUGUUAUGA